Molecule: messenger RNA, 4659 nt
Organism: Pungitius pungitius (ninespine stickleback)
Lineage: Eukaryota; Metazoa; Chordata; Actinopteri; Perciformes; Gasterosteidae
Gene: smap1
Product: small ArfGAP 1
Exons: 10
Coding region: 199-1383 (394 amino acids)
Biological process (GO): regulation of clathrin-dependent endocytosis
Cellular component (GO): cytoplasm
Molecular function (GO): GTPase activator activity; metal ion binding
Source: RefSeq, a predicted model, not a curated record
AAUCCGACAGUCUUGAAGGCAGCAGGGAUGAUGCUGUCUUGGAUCCAUAUUACCGUGUUAGCAGGUUGCGCGCUAGCUGAAUACAGGCGGUACAGUGCGGCUUCGAGGGGGAUGUCCCACCCUUUUUAACACAAGCUGAGGACUCCGUGGUUUGUGUCGACUCUGCAACAGCGGGGAUAACUCCCAAACUUUGGCGAAAUGACGACGCGGUCGGAGCGAGAAAAAGCCCAGAAACUGAACGAGCAGCAUCAGGUCAUUCUGUCUCAGCUGCUGAGGGAGGACGACAACAAGCUCUGUGCCGACUGUGAGGCGAAAGGUCCUCGAUGGGCGUCAUGGAACCUCGGGGUGUUCAUGUGCAUCCGCUGUGCCGGCAUCCACCGCAACCUGGGGGUCCACAUCUCCAGGGUCAAAUCUGUCAAUCUGGACCAGUGGACACCUGAGCAGAUCCAGAGUAUGGUGGACAUGGGCAACAACCGGGCCAAACGGCUGUAUGAGGACCACCUACCAGAGAGCUUCAGACGGCCCCAGACAGACCAAGCAGUGGAGGUCUUCAUCCGGGAUAAGUACGAGAGGAAAAAGUAUUACAACAAGGAGGCCGUGACUGCAGCUCCGAAGGAAAAGAAAAAAGAGGAGAAGAAAGAGAAGGACGGAGACAAAGGGGAGAGACUCAACAACGCAAAGCAGUCGGAGUGCAAAGCCGGUGCCAAGGAAGGCGCAGAGCCGGCCGUGGACCUGCUGGGGCUGGAUGCUCCAGAGGGUGCUGCACCACUAAGCGAGGAAUCAGACAUCUUUGGACCAAUGGUCUCCAACCCUCUCCCAUCUUCCAACAACACACAGCAGCCCGGCUCUGGUACAGCACCUCAGCAGGCGGACCCCUCCACCUCCUCCUCUGCUUCCUCCUCCACUUCCACCACCACCACCACCAAGGCGGAGGAGAAGAAGAAGCUUCUAUCUAAGGACUCCAUCCUGUCUCUGUACGCCAGCAGCUCAGUGGCCAGUCAGCCGCAGAGCCAGCAGCAGCAGCAGGCUGCCCCGGGACAAGCAGGGAUGUACGCGGGCCAGCCUCAGAUGCAGUUCGCCCCGCAGGGCUUCACAGGGGCGGCCGGCGCCGUCCCGCCCACCACCACAACCAUGAUGGGCGGGGGGGCCGUGAUGUCCGGCGUGGCUCUGCCCAACGGCGCCUUUGCGGGCAUGCAGCAGCAGGGCGGGGGGCCAGCCAACCUGCUCAUGCAGCAGGGACAGUGGGGCAUGAACCAGAUGUCCCAUCAGAUGUCGGGCAUGGCGGUGAGUGGUGGCCAGUCAGCGGCCCCCGCGGCCGGCUGGCCCGCGGCCCCCCCACCGGCUUCUGGCCAGACCCUCAGCACUCAGCUGUGGAAGUCAUAAGCAGGAGGUCCGAAGGAGAAGUGGGUGUUUUGGGGGGUCGUAUGGGACAGCCCAAGAAUGUGCUCCCGACCCACACAGAAGGAGCUGAAUAAAGAACGCACAACGGGGGUAGUUUGACUGCCUUUACUGCCCACAACAACAAAAAAAGUAAAAUCAACCCUAUGUGAUGAUGCUGGACGGAGCGGCUGGAGUGAGAAAGUGUGGCUGCUGUUGUUUCCCACCUACAUUCAGCUUCUUUCUCUUUGUUGUUGUUGUCGUCUGAAGAGACCGAAGAAAGCUGCUGGACUGAGAACUCAAGUGUCCAUUAUAGUAACAUUGUAUCCUUACCAAAGUGGGUAGUUAGUGAGUAGUCUUUCAAUGCAUACAGUAGAUAUGGCUAUUUUGUGGUUGCUCCCUCCCUCUGCAGUGCAUAUUGUAACCCCCCCCCCCCCCCCCCCCUCCCUCUGUAGGGCAGAUAGUCGUCUGAUCAGUACUGUAUAUUUGUGAUGAUGAUGUGAACCUCCAGCUGUUUUCAGAGCCAUAGGAGAGAGCUUGAUGCCUCCGCCUCUCCAUUACUUACGAGAUUGUUAUUUUCCUUCUCCUCUUUGACGCUCCAGAGGUGAUGACGUGCGGGUUACCUUAAAGCGUCCUGUGGGGCUUUUCACUAGCAAGCGCUAAAAAGGGGUUUCAAGCUGCUCACGGUAGAUCGAGCAGUUCCAUACAAAAAAUUUGAAAACAUUGAACAAUCAGUGGCUCGUUUUUUUUGUCCCUCACCAUCAGGUGGUCCACGGAUGAGCUCUGCAGUAAGAGCAUUACACCAGUGGUCACCUCGGCGGUUGAGUCAGAGCUGCACACGAGGGAAACUGUUCAACUUAAUCCAUUACCAGUAUAUGAAAUUCCUAAAGUCUGCAGGACUUGGCACCAGAUCGAUAUCACAUUAUCGUAGCAUUUAGAGGCUGAUUUACGUCACGCAAGGAACAACAACAACAACAGCAGCAGCAGCAUGGCAAAUCACCUGAACUGCACAUGUGCAACUCAUGACGCAGACGAAAAGACGAUUGCUGCGUCCAGAGUGGAUGGUGGGACUGGCUAACCGAGCCGCCAUCUUGGGUCCUUCUCAUCUCUGUUGAUAGUGAUAAUGUAAAUUUCAGCCAUUUUGCCAAACUUAUCAAGAAAAAAGAUGUGACAGCAAUGUCAAAUUGAGACAAAGACAUUAGCUUAGCUUCUAGACUUAAAGCAGGUGAGAACAGCAUUGCUCUAUUCCAGAGUUUUAAAAACCUUUAGAAUCAUCAAUCUAAAAAAAAAGCUCAUAGAUUUACUGGGAAAUCUUUUUUUUCAUUUGGUGUAAACACAUUUUAUAUGCAGAUGAUUCAUUGCUGUUCGUCACAUGGCGGCUGGUUAUAAACAGGUUCCCUUCUAGUGAUUGCUGGGAGCACUGGGCCCAGCCGGGUGUCUGAUUGUCAACAAGCUGCCGUCGUAGAUUCGUCCUUCGACCCAUUGAGGACUGCAGUGCGUUUUUACUGUACUUUAAAUAGUAGAGUAGGUAGUAUCCCAAAAUGUGUCACGGUUUCAGCAGUGAGGUCGUUGUCAUGGAAACGUCCGAGUUGUUCUGUCGGUUGACUUCCAACUGCUGGAGGGUCUUCUACGAUCUUUUUUUUUUUUCUCUUUCUUUAAAAAUGUUGCUCCCCACAUGUGAUGCUGUAACUGUAUAUUCUGCCAUCCACCCUUUGUUGUGGUGUUUUAUUGUGUGCAGUACGAGAGAAGCACAGUUAUUCUGAAGCCAUUCAACCUGACCAAUCAAUGGGCAAGACGAAAGGGGAGGUGGGAUCAGAAUUGAACAGCGUUAACAAGAGGUGACCUUUAUGGAAAACGCCACAUGGGUCCCAUCGCUGUCCAGCCCUUGUUUAUUCAGAGUAUGAACAGAGGAGCAAGAGUAGAACUUAAUAAACGUGCAUACUCGUGGGAGAAGAAGUAUCAAUACAAGUCUGUACUGAAUAUUUGAAAUGGUGUCCAUACUGAACAGUAGGGAUGCUGCGCUGCCUUUCUGCUCCCUCUGGUCUCCAAUGCCGGCACACAAACACACACAGUGCUACUUAUCUUUUAAUAAAGAUCUCAGAUUUUAUGCCCCCCAUGUUGUGUACAUUUUUUCAUAUUUGAAUACUGAGUAUUGGAAAAUGGAUUCAUUAGGGGAUUCGGCACAAUCUGCCUGGCUUUAGUCAACCGUCCAACAACACCGACCUUGAUGUUGAGCGUUUUUUUUUCCAGUCUAAAAAUAGUAAUUAGAGUACUUUAAUGGCAUACACAACAUCGCUUAGCGGAUUUCAAUUUGUCGCCUAUCUUCACCGUGGCUCCUAGUGGAUUAUCGGGCUCGUGGGAGAUUACCUUGGCUUCCCUUGAAGAUGGAUGAGAUCAGGCGGCAGCAGCACAAGGUUCCCAGCAGCCUUUGAGAAAUUUCCAUGUUCAGUGAACAUGUACAGAAACAAUGACAUGUUGUCAAAUCCAUCUGCAGGCUGGCUGCAAAGUUGGUACAGAAUGUUUGGGAGAUUUGUGUGUAUUUUUAUUAAUUUCAUCUGUCUUUUAAAGCACUUAAUUAAUUUCUGCUCGGUUAUCUGAAUUUUUCAUUAUACUAAUAUCAACCUUUCGGAAUGUGGUGGAUGUCACUGACAGGACUACAAAAAGCUCAACUACAACACGACCCCAUGAGGUUUAUUAAAAUGUUGCAUGCUUGCUAGUUGAAGCUUUGCUGAGACGCUCUCGAGGUGUGACGAAGAGAACCAGGGUGAUGUCACAAUUAAUGAUCAACUCGCUUCAGUGGUGAGACUGAGUAUUCAACAUCAACUAAAUUGUUCAAUAUCAAUAUUUUCUAUGUUUAAUCAUUUAGAUUCAACAGUUUGGUUUUUAACUUUUUAACAGUUUAAGAAUAUAUUCAAGUUUGUUUUGGUUCUUGGUGGGACUAUGAGAAAGUUUUACCACGUUCACGUCUCGUUGACUAUCCUUUGAUCCAGAAACCAGUUAUUAUUUCAUACAAUGGAGAAAGAGAAGAGAGCGUCAACUUGUCUUAACUAAAAUAUAUAUACUUUUUUCAGAAAUGAAUUUGAUUAAUCUGGUCGUUAUUUUUUUCUGAUGGGUGUGAAGUAAUUGCAGUUCCAAACUAACUACAAAUGUCGUAUUAUUCUGUGUAAACGGGGGAAAUCUUGAUAUUUGAGAAGCUGGAAGCAGCACAUUCUUUCAACAGUGAAUCAGAUUAUUUAAUGAAACAUUUUUACUUUAGCAAUGUAAUGUGCAUAUGCAUUUCUG